This is a messenger RNA of Microthlaspi erraticum, 570 nucleotides long. Lineage: Eukaryota; Viridiplantae; Streptophyta; Magnoliopsida; Brassicales; Brassicaceae. The record is from the annotation of a GenBank genome assembly.
AUGAUGACACCGAAUCUGAGAUCGGUCGUUGCGCAGUGUCACCGGCUUGGUGGUUGUUCCAUUGGGUCUCACCAAGCUCGCAAUUUCUCUUCACCCGCUCCUGGCAAUGGAGUCUUGAAUAGUUCGGCCUCAUCUCGUCUCUUGUGGUGGGAUCCUUCUGGUGUUUUUUCAUGUUUUGUUUAUGGAGCGUUGGCGCAGGCUGGUUGGGAAAUGUACAAGAUGAUCAAAGUCAAGCGAAGCGCGCAUAGACGUUUGAUCGAUUUUAGAGCUCGGUCGUUACGUUUUCGUCAGGAGCUCUUCAAGACUCUUGCUCAAAAGAUAGCGAUGAGCGAGGAGAAAAUCCAUGUCUUCACGAAGCAAAUAGCAAUGAGUGAGGAGAAAAUUCAGAUCAAGGAAGAGAUCAAGAAAGAGAUCAAAGAACAGAUCAAGCAAGAGGUCAAAGAACAUAUCAAGGAAGAGAUCAAAGAACAGAUCAAGGAGCAGCAGCAGUUGCUGAUGAUUAGGGAUAAGAGAGAAGAAAAACAAAAAAACAUGUUUAGGGAAGAGCUCUGCAAAGCCCUUGGAGGAUGA